Salvelinus fontinalis (brook trout) is the source of this 7511-nucleotide messenger RNA. RefSeq names its product cingulin-like protein 1. The coding region runs from base 2311 to 6744 and encodes 1477 amino acids. Lineage: Eukaryota; Metazoa; Chordata; Actinopteri; Salmoniformes; Salmonidae. Gene Ontology annotation, cellular component: myosin complex. The record is from RefSeq and is a predicted model, not a curated record. The transcript has 20 exons.
CCCCCCCCCCCAGCAAAACUAGUCUACAUUUAAGGCUAUUGUUUAUUUGUGUAUUUCACACUAUGUUGAGAAAAAAGUGCUUUGACUACCACCUCUGAUGUCUGUAUGCUAGCUAUGUGUGUGUGCCAAUCCAGCGUCCUUCUAUCCCCAGCAGUCUUCAUUCCAUUGACCUCUUUACCCUUCUAUCCCCAUUACCUCCCCGAUCUCUUUCCAGGAGUUCAAACUCAUUUUUUGUGUCUUAGAAAUCCCUAGACGAGGUAUCAUAAAGAUGUUUUUUAUUUGUGAACUUGUUCUGAUAGCCUGUCGUCAAAAUUCUACAUUUUUUGUUGUCAAGGAAGUUGUCAAAGAAGUUAAUUUGUGUUUAUACAGGAUGUACCGCCCCACUUACCGUCAACCAAUCAUGUCAAUCUGGAGCUAUACGGAUCCCUUCGCAUUGUUACAAAAUUUGGGAGGCGCACGGUAUCGCCAUACGGAGCUCGAUUUGCCCUCCUCGAGCCUCCAGAGGCACUGCAAUUGAGUCAAACUCUCCAUAUUGAGACUCAUGCCAGAUCAAGCUUAAAUUGGCUUUAAGGCUGAAACAAGGCUUGAAACCAAUUUAUGCUUGCUCCAGCAAUAUGAGCUGGAGGCCCCUUAUGGAGGGUGUGACGCAAUGGCGGAGGCUCCGGAGGCACGAGGAGGCUAAAUCGAUCUCCGUGCUCCUCCCAAAUGUUUUGACGGAAGGUGAGGGCUGGAGGUCCUGCAUAAACACAAACUCACUUCCUUGACAACUUCCUUCACAACAGCUCUACUCUGCUCCACGAAGUGAUGUAUGGCCACUGCAGAUGUCGGCUUGACCAUGCAGAGCCUUUUAGUUGUAUGUACAUGCUUGUGUUUAGGCAGAGUCAGAUUUUUUGGAGCUAAGUGCACUUUUUGGUUAGGCUACAGAUGGAUUAAUACUUAAUUGUUCAAUUUUUAUAGAAAAUAUUGAUUACUUUUUACUAACUUGCUGUAGUUUAUCUUUUCUACAAUUACUAAUAACAAAAUAUCUGAAUUACAGAUUUGUAAUUUUAACCCCCCCCCCCCCCCAAAAAAAAAAAUCCGAAAUAUUUUGUGGUCAUAUAUUUUACCAGACAUUGUAAAUAAUGAUACGCUAAACAAGCCACAACUUAGUGUAUAUUGGAGAAUUCAAUAACGGGGGAUGUCUUUGUAAAACCCAUACCUUUCUGGUAUGUACAGUUAUGUUGAUGAGUGUCACCUAUGUCAUCUACAGGAAAUGUAAAACAUAAAAGUAUUUCUUAUUUUUUCCCUACAUUUUUUUUUCUCAGAAAAGACAUCCGGUAUGUAUUAUUCGAGGAGUUAAUGGUCAUAAUGAUGAUGAUGAUGAUGAUGAACACCCGCGCAAUUUCUUGAAUAGCUGAACAAUUCCGCUAGGGGGAACACGUACUUGUGAAUAGAGACUGGAAUAGGGAGGGGGAAUCCCGAGCGCCAUACAACAGCUCCCACAACACUGGCACUUCAGCCAGGGCACUGCUUUUAACAGAACUGCGCGAAUUUAGGUAAGACAAUCACAAAGAUUUUUGCGCACUGGGACACUUUUCUAAACUGUCUAACACCUGUUACUCAAACCAAUUGCACAGUCAGUGAUUUAUAAAGUGAUUCUCGUUUCGGCAUUGUUUUAUCGUUCAAGAACAUCACGUUUGAUCCGCUAGUAAAGGUAGUGGUGUUUUAUUAUCCGCUGGUAAAACUGCGUAGAGGAUUAUCCAUGCAUAUCAUAUAUCCUUUGUCUUUAAUUACAAUGGUACAAACAGAGGUUGAUAAAGUACUUGUGAAGGAUACACAUUUUUGAUAUUGGUUAAUAAUUACAAAGGGUCUCCCGUGCGGUCUAAGGCACUGCAUCUCCGUUUUUAAGGCGUCUGCACGGACACCUUGGUUCGAAUCCAGGCUGUAUCACAACCGGCCGUGAUUGGGAGUGCCAUAGGGCUUGGUACAAUUGGCCCAGCGUCGUUCGGGUUUGGCCGGGGUAGGCCAUCAUUGUAAAAAAUAUUUUGUUCUCAACUGAUUUGCCUAGUUAAAUAAAGGUUAAAUGUGAAAAAUAAAAAAUAAAAAUUAGAGAACUGGGCAAAAACUGGAUGAAUCAAAGUUGUUUCCACGUCACCCAAAAAAAAAAAUCAAAGUGGUGAUGUUGAAUCAAUGUGGAAAACUUCGUGGAUUUGCAAAAAGCUGUGAACCUCUUCAGUUCUGAGGGAGGUCCUCUGUUCAUUUCAAGACUAGUGUGGACCCAGCAAACACACAACGUUGUCUUAACGUUGUCUCUAAGUUGACUCUCUAUAAAUGGAGUCUCACAGACAUGGAGUGAGUGGCUCUUCUCCAGACUUCAGUAGAGUACAACAGGGCUACAACAUGCAGCAGCCUAGGCCUGGUCCCAGAGGCAGCCCUCGACCUCACAGCGACAGCAGCAGCAUGUUCGGGGUUAGGGUACAAGUCCAGGGGAUUGAGGGUCUUCCUUACGUUGUAUUGAACGGGGAUAGUAGAGCAGCUCUGCCAUCUGGUGGCCUGGAGAGCUACAGCAGGAACUGGGACCACCAGGAAGUGUUUGUCAACGCCCACAGUCAGUCUACAGAGUACACCUUCAUGGUGAAUGAUGGGCGAUCUUCAUUCGGUAGUCCCAAUGUGGAGCGAUCUUCAUUCGGUAGUCCCAAUGUGGAGCGAUCUUCAUUCGGUAGUCCCAAUGUGGAGCGAUCUUCAUUCGGUAGUCCCAAUGUGGAGCGAUCUUCAUUCGGUAGUCCCAAUGUGGAGCGAUCUUCAUUCGGUAGUCCCAAUGUGGAGCGGUCUUCAUUCGGUAGUCCCAAUGUGGAGCGGUCUUCAUUCGGUAGUCCCAAUGUGGAGCGGUCUUCAUUCGGUAGUCCCAAUGUGGAGCGGUCUUCAUUCGGUAGUCCCAAUGUGGAGCGGUCUUCAUUCGGUAGUCCCAAUGUGGAGCGAUCUUCAUUCGGUAGUCCCAAUGUGGAGCGAUCUUCAUUCGGUAGUCCCAAUGUGGAGCGAUCUUCAUUCGGUAGUCCCAAUGUGGAGCGAUCUUCAUUCGGUAGUCCCAAUGUGGAGCGAUCUUCAUUCGGUAGUCCCAAUGUGGAGCGAUCUUCAUUCGGUAGUCCCAAUGUGGAGCGAUCUUCAUUCGGUAGUCCCAAUGUGGAGCGGUCUUCAUUCGGUAGUCCCAAUGUGGAGCGGUCUUCAUUCGGUAGUCCCAAUGUGGAGCGGUCUUCAUUCGGUAGUCCCAAUGUGGAGCGGUCUUCAUUCGGUAGUCCCAAUGUGGAGCGGUCUUCAUUCGGUAGUCCCAAUGUGGAGCGAUCUUCAUUCGGUAGUCCCAAUGUGGAGCGAUCUUCAUUCGGUAGUCCCAAUGUGGAGCGAUCUUCAUUCGGUAGUCCCAAUGUGGAGCGAUCUUCAUUCGGUAGUCCCAAUGUGGAGCGAUCUUCAUUCGGUAGUCCCAAUGUGGAGCGGUCUUCAUUCGGUAGUACCAAUGUUGAGCGCAGACUUCCCAACCACCAGAGGGAGUAUGCUCGUGGAGGUGCUCUGACUGAGGUUAUAGAGUCACAGAGGAUUCCGCUGGCGUCCGCUGCAUUCAUGUUCGACUUCCAGGAGUCACAUUUACAGCAGUCACAGAGGACCGUGCCGACAUCUAACACGGUGUUGAACUUCCAGAGACACCCAGAGCUGCUGAAACCCUACAACCCAGACAGGAACAGCCUCAGCCCCCUCCUAGUCUCCACCCGAAGACUCUCUGUUCCCCCCACUCAGACAGCCUCUAUACCUAGGCCGGGACAUCUCACCAGGGAUUUCCAGAGUGGGGCAGAGGCCACCCUGAUCCAGGCAGGAGGGUCUAGACCAGGAGAAACCAGGAUCCCUCUGCCUGCUGGGGGUGUAGAGAGGGCCCCCACCCCUGUCUCGGCCCCCACCCAGACCCAAUGCCCAGGCCCUGCCCCUGUCUCAGCCCCCACCCAGACCCAAUGCCCAGGCCCUGCCCCUGUCUCAGCCCCCACCCAGACCCCAUGCCCAGGCCCUGCCCCUGUCUCAGCCCCAGCGCUCCACCACUCUUCUUUGGCCACCUUACUAAGCCCCCCAAACGAGGUCACCAACAUCCCCAGAAGAUCCCCAAACUCAGUGGACACAGAGCCCAUCUCCUCCAUAGGUAGCCUGAUCAACCAGUUCGACAGCCCCCAACAGAUGGGCCGAGCUGGGCCUAGGAGAGGGAGGAUAGCCCCUGAGGACCGGAGGAGGUCACGUAGCGUGGACAGCAGACAACAGUGUCACUCAUACCCAUUGGACCCCUCCAGCCCUGCCUCGGUCAUCAGAGUGGCCAGGGGAGAGAGACCAUGCGGAUCCACCAGCGCCCCAGGGUCACCUAAGGUGAGAGGGGCCAACGGACCCUCCACUGUGAUGUUUAAUAAACUACAGUGGGGGGAGAAGGAGCCUAGCGGGAGGUCAUCCAGAGCAGUGAAUGUGCUGUACGGAGUGGAGAAGACCUCCAUGACCAGAUCCAGGUCUCUCAACCACACGGAGGAGGAGGAGAGAGACAUUCAGAUCAUCACUCCAGAUCUUUUGGAAGGUGAGAGGGGUCAGCUCGAGGUCUCAAUUGAACCACAACCAAAUGAAGACACCACCAAAAGGAUACUGUUCACUUACCUCAAUGAUGGGACUACUGAAAAAACCUCCAUCACUGAGACGAAGGUGAACCUGGUAUUUGACAGAGUCAACCAACUGAAGUGGAAGACUGCAGAGAACGUGGAGGAGGAGAUCAGGGACUAUGCUGCUAAGGCCAAGGAGGCCAAGGAACUUCAGAAGACAGGAGCAGAGCUGGAGAGAGAGGUGUCACAGCUGAAGACACAGCUGGAGCAUAAGACCAUGAGUGGUCGGAGUCUGGCGGAGGUGUGUUACAAGGCCCAGACAUACAUGAAGACCAUUCAGGAGGAACUGGACAGGAGACAGGAAGAACUCUCCACGCUACGGGAUAGGCUGGCUCAGAUGGAGGCGGAGCUUGAGGUCGCCAUAGAGGAGCUAGUCCAGGUGAAGACUGAGCGAGAGCAGGGCCGCACAGAGAUGAACGACCUUCAGCAGCAGCUGUCUGAGAUGCAUGAUGAGCUGGACCUGGCUAAGAACACAACACAGGCAGACAGCACAGAGAAACAGCUCCUUCUAAAGGACCUGGCCCAGGUGCGGUUGGACUUCCAGGAGCUCAUUCAGGUACAGGAGGAGCAGGAGGUGCUGCUACACUGGAGGGAGAGGGAGCUGACCGCCCUGAAGGGAGCGCUGAACGAGGAGGUGGAGAGUCAUGACAAGGAGCUGGGCAUUAUGAAGGAGGUGCGCGACAAGGAGGUGCAGAAGCUCCGAGAGGAAGUUGAGGAGGUGAAAGAGAGUAACACAGUGCUGAGCCAGGACAAGAGGGAGAUGGAGGAGGAGAGAGGGGAGGCACGGGGACAGGUGAUUCAGCUGAUGCAGGAGAGGGAGGAACUGAGGGGACAGGUGGAGGAGCUGGAAAGCAGGGUGGAGCAGCUUAACAUCGUCAUCAAGGACUCCAAAACCCUGCAGAGACAGCUGGUGAAAUGCAUAGAGCAACUCAAGAGGGAGAAACGGCAGGUUGAGGAGACUCUAGUGGAGGUGAGGGAGAAGGAAGAGGAGAUGUCCCAGGCAAACAAAGCCCUUCUCGUACGUCUGGAGAAUGUACAGAGCGAGAUGACCCAGCUGAACCACCAGCACAGGGAGGUGAAGGAGAGGCUGAAGGAGGAGAGGAGAAGAACAGAGGAGUUGAAGAGGAUAAAGAGUGAUCUGGACGAGGAGAGGAGACUGCAGAACAGCACUGUGGAGGAACUGCAGAAGGAGAUGAGUACUAUAGUAGAGGGCUGUGAGGCGUCCACUGAGAAGCUCCAGCUCCAGGUUGAUGAAGUCAGAGAGAAGAGCCACUCCGCUCUGUCUGAGCUCCAACAACAGCUGCAGGAAAAGGGAGUGGAGCUGGAGAAAUCCCGACAGACCGCCAGAAAACUGCAGGAAGAGCUGCUUCCCCUGGAGCAGGGUCUGGAGCGGGGUCGUAGAGAGUGGGAGGAGGCCCAGCAGAGAGGCAGACAGCUGGAGAGGAAGGUGGAGGAGCUGGAGGAGAGGAACGCACACGCCCACGAGGACCACGCCCGACAGGUCAAACUCAUGGAGGGUGAGGUGAGCCAUCUGGAAUGUGAUCUGAGUGAGGAGAGGAACAGUGCAGAUCUCCUGAUGGACAGAGUGGACCAUGGGAAACAACAGAUGGAGCUGAUAAGAGUUGAGCUGCUGCAGGAGAGUGCAGUCAAACAGGACCUGGAGUGUGACAAGAUCACUCUGGAGAGACAGAAUAAGGAGCUGAAGAGCAGGGUGUCUCAUCUAGAGGGCUCCCAGAGGUCCAACCAGGAUGUGGUGGUCUCCAGACUGGAGGGAAGGGUCCAGGAGCUCGAGGGGAGGCUGGCGGGAGAGGAGAGAGACAACAUCAACCUGCAACAAGCCAACAGGAAACUAGAGCGAAAAGUGAAGGAGAUGACGAUACAGGUGGACGAUGAGCACAUGUCUAUACAGAACCAGAAAGACCAGCUGAACCAGAGGCUGAAGACUGUGAAGAGACAGAUGGAUGGGGCUGAGCAGGAGAUAGAGCGACUGGAGAACUCGAAGAGGAAGUUACAGAGAGAUCUGGAUGAAUGGAUGGAGACCAAUGAGCAGGUCCUCAGCCAGCUCAACACCCUGCGCUCGGAGAUGAGCUGAGGUUGAAUGCAACAAUGUGUGGGCGCAAGCAGCAGAAAUCAGCACCGCUCCUGAUGAUCCUUAAGGGUGUGGAUGACAUCAACACUGACUGACUGACUGACUGACUGACUGACUGACUUUUAGUACUCCUUGGUGACAUGUUGUCAUGCACUGACGACAGCGUGGUGGGGAAAAAUACAAGCAGUCAAGUCACAUAUAUCCUGAUUCUCACAACGGGUCGGUAAAUCACUGAGGACAUGGGAAUGAAAAGCACUACAGAAGUUUCUCAUUAACGAUAUUUCACCUGUACAACUCAACUGUGGGCUCAACUGGUGAUUUCAUAACCCUUUGCUCUAGACUGACCUCUAGUGGUUAUUCUAAAACUACAGAGUUCCAUGCAGUUCCAGAAGAAAGAUCACUAAUAAAAAAGCCAUGUUUUUUGUUUUUUUGCUUUUCACCAGGGGCACAACUUUCACUGGGGUCGGGGGUACAUGUCCCCCCCACAUUCUGAAAUUACAUUUUUUUCCUCCCAGUUUUAUCAUUGGAAUGUGAUACAAAACGAGGCACCUGUGUGCUUUAGGACCAUGCAGACGCCUCCGAGCGGUCGGGGCAGGCUGUUUGGAGUGUUGAUCUGACUGAAAAAUAUAUAUAUGUAAAAAUUCCCCCCCCCCCACUUCUAAAACCAAAGUUGGGCCCCUGCUUUUCACUAUCAUAAAGCAGUCAAUAAACGUUAUUGUGUGCUCCAUAAUUUUGUAUUUGCAUAAUGUAUUUAACCUAUGAAUAAAUUA